UUUUUCGAACCUAAAUGAUCCCGUGAUCCGAGCAGUCUGCCUGCCUUGUCUUCAGCUGCUCUGAGCUGAAGGGGACAUGUAGCUCACCCAAAGCUCCUGCUGUCCUGCCUGGCUGCAGGGUGUGCCCAGCCUGGUCUCUGCCGUGCUUCCACCAAAGCAUGGUGUGUUUGCCAUAGAUUUCUUGGGAUGACUUGGUGCUGACAUGGUGUCUUUGGAAGCAGCCUCAUGGUUGGAAUGGGAAGACUGGGCACUACAGUCCAGUUCUGCAAUCCCAGGCAGACAGCUCUUGCCACAGUGGUGCCGCAGCUGGGCAUGGUACCCCUGGGUGGGGGAAAUCUGGUCCUGUAGGGGAUCACAACAUGGGAACGGCACUUAAGUGCCGUUAACAGCCCCAAAGAAAUGGAGUGGUAUUUUGGGGUGGUAUUGGGGUUUCUCAGAAGGGUUUGCUCCUUCUGGAAAGAGCUUCUCUUAAAGCAACAUGGCCAAAAGGAGCCAGGACUCCUGCAAAACUAAGCCUGGUCUCUGGUGGGCAGAGCAACCUGGCCUGCAGGACAGGCAAUCCCCUGCUCCUUCCCACAGAGGCCACCACCUUUUCUUUCUCAUGUGGAGGACCAGCUGAAGCAUCCGGGUCCCUCUGGGUCUGGGCUUUGCUGGGGUUGUACCUCUUUCUGGAGUGGGAGCUUGCCUACCACGAAGAGCUUUCCUGGGAAUCUUGACGCCAUGGCUGUGCCAGAGGAGCUGUGUUCCCCAUGCCCAGGCUGACAUGCUUUUUUCCAAGCCUGUGCUGUGCUUUCCAAGGCCCUCAGGAGACAGCACUGCCAGCAGAGCACCCACAUGAGGCACCCACUGCUGCACGGGUGUACCCUGCCAGGGAGACACUGACCUCAGCCUCAGCUUCAUCCUCAGGGGAGCUCUGAACCAUCUGGGCUCUUCCACAUGAUCCAGCCACCUGAUUUCCCAUGUAAAUGCUUGCUCUUUUCUUUCCCAGCUCAUAUCUCUGGUCAGAGUGGUCAGUGCCCACUUGGGCUACUCCCUAUCAGCGCUGCAAUGGCAGCAGGAGGAGGGGAAUCCCUGGGAAGGAAUGGCUGAGGGACAGGACUGUGGGUGAGGGGCCUGAUCCUGCCAGCGCAUUGCCGUGCUCAGCCCAGUGCUGGCUCAGAGACAUGGCCAAGCCUCCCCCGAGUGCCCUCCCUGCUCCUUGGCAGAGGUUCUCCUGCCCCAGUUACUUCACACAAGCCAGCUGGAGCCCAGCCAGUCACCACAGGCUGGCUCCAUGCCCAUCUCUCUCCAUGUUUCUCCCUUCUGUCCCACACCACGUGCUGGAUCCUGGGAGAUGAGCAAUGCCAGGGAUCCCACCAUGGAUUGCUGACAGUUUACAGUCAUCAUCCCCCUUGUGGUCAUUUCCAACCCCAUGAGAGGUGUGUCACUGCUCCUUUGGGAACAUGGCAGGAGACAGGACUGCUGACAGCUGGGACAAGCUCCAUCAGCCUGGGGCAUCACCUGGGAUGUGGUCAGGUCACCCGGGGCAUGGGCAGCCCUGUGUUCUGAAGGUGGUAGGAGGACAAAUGAGAAGCUCUGCAGGUGGAGUCCAGUCUGGCAGUGCUGGACACAGCUCCUGGGGAGAAGAACUAACCCCAGGGCACUGCUGGGCAUUGAAGCACUUGGAUCAUCAGCCUGUAGGAAUCCCACUGCAGUGGUCUUCCCUUUGGGUGCUGGGAGAGCAGACCAAUUGCUGUGCAGAGCCAAGUGGAAACAGGUCAGCUGAUCCCAUUUUUCAAGCCAACACAAGUCUGAGGCAGGAUGACCCAGGUUUGACCUCUCGGCAACUGGGAUUCACCCCUGGUGAGUGCUUUGCCUUUACAAGUGCAGCCAGGUGCUCUCCAGGAGCCCAUCCUUCCACCCUCUGAGACAAGACUCAUCCCAGGGAGCAUAUGCUGGAGCUAAGCCACCAGGGACUGUGCCAUCCAUAGUAACUUGGAGGCCAGGCACCCCUGAGAACCUUAAGGUGCUGCAGGGCACAUGUUCUUCAGGAAGCCUCAGUAAAAGGCCAGAUGGGCAGGUCUCCCUGCUCAAAUGCUUGCCAAGUGGUGUCGGCUUUUCCUUUGCACAAGUUCCGGGUGUUUGUGCUCAUGGAGCUGAUUAUCUCCCUGUUUCCUCUCCUGCCUGAUGUUUCCUGCCUCCCUCCCUCCCUCCCUUUUGCUGGUUUUGCCCUUUGUGUCAGGCUUAUUUCCUGGCUCUGGGAAGUGUCAGACCUCAAUGUCCCCCCUGCCCACUGGGAUGGGAGCACAUAGCCCUGUGUCCUUUCACUGGGUGCACUACAGUGCCCCCAGGAGACAGUUGAAAUUCUAGCUCCCCCUGACCAGCGAGCACAGGCAGGUUUGGACAGAGUAAGUGUGAUUUAGGAUCCAUCUCUUUUACCAGCUAAUCCAUCUCUAUUCUGAAGCUGGGGCACAGGUGCCAGCAUUGGUUCCAGCACUGGGGAAAGCUGGACAACUCCUUGAGGGACUCUACUCAUCCUGAGGCUGCACAGGGUUAUAGAAACAUGUCUGGGGACUUCCAGAGACCAUGGGUGGGGAAGCUGUCACCCAGAGCAGCUCAGACAGCCUCCCCCAGCCUCUCUGGAGCCAUAGUAACAUCUGGGGGCAAACAUCUUUCUGCUCCAGGAAGCCCAGCAGCUCUCUAGGCUCCAGGGAUUGACCUCAGUGGUGGGAAAGGCCAACAUUUCCCAGGGUCUUCCAGCAGCUGCCUUAUUCCAGACCAAUAGCCACUGGCAAAGACGUUGCACCAGGAGCUGGAGUCAGACAGGUCUGUUGGUUGGGGUAGGAGCAAUGAGGACAUCCAGAGUUCUGACCUGACUUGCCAGGAUCAGGGCAAGACCCAUUUUGAGAGACACCCUUGCAGACCCGAGUGGGGCAAAUGGCAGCAGGCAGAGCCUCUGUGAAAGGCAAAGGCUGCUACAGGAGGAGAGGGUCAAAAAACGGAAACAAAACGGAAAAGGGCUGCUCCUGUGACAGCGAUGCAGCUGCGGAGGUGGAGCAGCGGGCAGGUCACAAUCAGCUGCGCACGAGGAAGUGCUGGGACACCAGCCAGUGUGGCCAGGCUGCAGCAGCUCCAGGUGCGGCAGAUCUUUGUUGAGAAGGACCAGGAGCAGAGGCAACCAGAACUGCAGGGACCUCAGCCAGGACCUGGAGAUCCCCUUUGCAGGAGUCGUCUUCCAGCCAAAACUUCCUUCUGUCAAGCUGGUUGGAUCCUGUCUUGUGCUUCCUCUGGAAGCCCCCUGGUCUGCUGGGGGGCACCAUGGAGACAGCAGCUUUACCAGCUUCACACAGACUUAACCCAAACCCCUAAUAAGGGGUUUGGAGGAAAUCCACCUUGGGGAAGAAAACUGCGACACUUCACCAGCUUCGUUUGACCGACUGGGAUUUAAUCAAACCCCGUGAUGUCCAGAAGUGCUCCCUGGGGAAGUGGAAAUCAGACAGAACAUCUCAGCAGCCUUCUCCAGAUUGUCAUCUUCUCACACAACUGAGCUCUGCCAAAUUGUCCCCACUUCUCAACUGGCAAGGUGGGGAUAUCAGUGUCCCAUCAGCACAGGCUGGGCUGUGCCCUCCCUGGUGAUGACCACCGAGUGACACCUUUCCUGAGCGUCAGUGUCCCUGCAGGAGCAGAGGGCGGCCCUCCAGGUCACACUCAACGAUGUCACUGUCUGUGCGCCCGCAGCGCCGAGUCCUCGUCACCAAGAUCAAUAGGAGCCAGUCCUUCGCCGGAGUGAACUCAUCGGCCGACCGGCCCUUCAGGAAUCUCUCACCUUUCACCCCCACUGUCUCCCGCAAGACUGGCUCCAGGGUCAGUAGGAUGUUCUCAAUGUCCCACAAGUCCCCACCACCUAAGGUGCCUCAGCCCAACCGCCUGGACGAGGUGUACGAAGCUCUCAAGAAGGGCCUGACAGCCUACCUGGAGGUGCACCAGCUGGAACUAGAGAAGCUCAGCACACAGAUCCGUGAGUCCAAGAGGAAUUCACGCCUGGGCUUUCUCUACGAUCUGGAUAAGCAAGUGAAGUCAAUCGAGCGCUUCCUGCGUCGCCUGGAGUUUCAUGCCAGCAAGAUAGAUGAGCUGUAUGAGGCUUACUGCAUCCAGCGGCGGCUCCGUGAUGGAGCCCACAACAUGGUCAAGGCUUACAGCACAGGCUCGCCAGGCAGCCGGGAGGCACGCGAGAGCCUGGCCGAGGCCAGCAAGGGCUACAAGGAGUACACAGAGAACAUGUGUCUGUUGGAGAAUGAGCUGGAGAGCCAGCUGGGCGAGUUCCACAUCCGGAUGAAAGGAUUGGCAGGCUUUGCCCGGCUUUGUGCUGGUGACCAGUAUGAGAUCUUCAUGAAGUAUGGACGGCAGCGGUGGAAGCUGCGAGGGCGCAUUGAGGUGAACAGCAAGCAGGUGUGGGACAGCGAGGAAAUGGUUUUCUUGCCCCUCGUCACUGAGUUCCUCUCCAUCAAGGUGACGGAGCUAAAGAGCCUGGCCAACCACGUGGUGGUGGGCAAUGUGUCCUGUGAGACCAAGGACCUCUUUGCAGCUCUGCCCCAGGUAGUGGCUGUGGAUAUUAAUGACCUGGGCACCCUCAAACUCAGCCUGGAGGUGACCUGGAACCCCUUUGACAAGGACGACCAGCCCUCGGCAGCCAGCACUGUCAACAAGGCUUCCACGGUGAACAAGAGGUUCUCCACCUACAACCAGAGUCCGCCUGACACGCCGUCCCUGAGGGAGCAGGCAUUCUAUAACAUGCUGCGGCGCCAAGAGGAGCUGGAGAACGGCACAGCCUGGUCCAUCUCCUCUGAGUCCUCAGAUGACUCCUCCAGCCCCCAGCUGUCCAGCAGUGCCCGCCAUGCCACACACAAGCCCAUCGUGCAGCCUGAGGUGCAGGCCUCCGCCCCUGCCAUCGAGAUCUCCUUCUCUCAUCAACCAGAGGAAGCUGACGCCGUGCUUGGGGCCAGUGGCAGCAGUGUCCCCUCUGCUGGGAGCCAGCUGGAGGAGCCAAGCAGCCAUAAGAAGGAGACAGUGGCCAAUGGGCAUGUGCCCUACUCCCGGACUCUGAGCCACAUCAGUGAGGCCAGUGUGGAUGCCACGAUGGAGAUCAAGACUGUGGAGAGCCCUUGGGAGCCUGCGCCCAGCACAGAGGACACAGGGAUGGGCAAGCAAGAUGACCACCCUCUGCCUGGUGCUGCAGUAGCAGCUGCUGUGGCAGGGCAGGACAGGGCCACUGAGGCCAAACCUCGUGCCUCCGUGGCAUGGGCCACCUCCUGCGAGGAGGAGGCUGGCAGUGCAGAGCCAGUGCAGAGCCAGGCGCCAGCAGAGAGUGACUAUGGCACUGGGAUCCCUACAGCACUGGCACAAGCCUGUGCAGAAGAGAGGCCCAUCCCAACCCCAUCACUGCCCACCAGCAUCCCUGAGGUGCCACGGGGGAAGAUGGUGGAUUCAGGUCUGGAGGAGGCAAUUGGCCUCCUGGGCUCAGCUCUGGAUGACUAUCGGGGACAGUUCCCAGAGCUACAGCCCCUGGAACGGGAGCUCAAACAUCUGGAGGAGAUGCUGCUGCAGAAGCAAGGCGUCUUCCUCAGCCGGGCCUCCAGCAUCAGCCUGACAGUGGAGCACGCGCUGGAGAGCUUCAGCUUCCUCAACACCUCUGACAUGGAGGACUCAGAGGGCUCUGAGGAGGAGCCUCUCCAAGAUGAGAGGAGGGCUGGCAGAGCCCUGCGCAGCACCAGAGCCCCCAGCGCUGGCGAGAUGGGGGCAGAUGACACCGGAAUGUGCAGUGGUUCUGAGGCCAGCACUGACCCCAUGAGCACCGGCAAUGAGUUCCUGGAUAAGGCUCUGGUGCUUCACCUCAACAACUGCAACCGGCUGCUGCUGAAGCUGGGCACCUUUGGUCCUCUGCGGUGCCAGGAGAUGUAUGCCCUGGACAGGCUGCUGCGGGAGUCGCAGGUGCUGGAGAUCGUGUGCCAGCUGACGGAGGAGCGCGCAGGAGCAGCCAGCUCAGCCGCUGAUGUGGUGCAGUUCUCAACACGGAAGGAGGGCGUGCUGCCCCUUUGGGACCUGUGUGUGGAAGUGCCCAAUGUCUACACCUGCCCCGUGGAGCGGUUCCUGCAGGUGCUCAGUGCCCAGUAUGCAGCUCCCAUCAGUGACCAGCACUCUGGUUUGGCUGAUACUGUGUGCGUGAAACUGGUGGAGGAGGUGCUGAAUCGGCGGCUGCCCCGGCGGCCCGGCAGCGCCCAGAGCGAGCAGGUCACCAUCUUCCAAUACUGGAGCCACUUUGAGUCACUUGGUCCCCUAGUGCUUGACACCUAUAUGAUGGAGCUGGCAGAGGAAGCACUGCUGGCACAGAACCUCAACUCGGACGACCAGGACGUGGUGCUGCGUGCCCUGAAGCGCAUGCCCGAGGGCCGCCUGAAGAAGGAGGGCCUGAAGGCGCUGAGCCUGCUCCUCGUGGAGGGCAACAGCAAGGUGGUGAGCGCCGUGUCAGCCCAGCUCCGCAGCCUGGCAGAAAACCCCCGCUUCCGCCAACGGGCCCUCGUGUGUUUCCUGGAGCAGCUGGAGGAUGAGGAGGUGCAGACACGUGUGGCAGGGUGUGCAGCGCUGGGCUGCUUGAAGGCCAAGGAGAGCAUCGAGCAGCUGGUUUACCUGUGCCAAACCGACAAAGAGCCUGUGCGGGAGGCAGCCAAGCAGAGCCUGAUGCUGUGUGGGGAAGACGGUAAAUCAGCUCACCGGCGACUGGAGGAGACCCUGGAUAGCCUCCCACGGAUCUUUGCACCAGCCAGCAUGGCCAGUACAGCUUUCUGAGACCCACGCACACCCACCUGCCAUCCCUGAGGGCAAAGGCACUGCUGGGCCACCCGGGCUUGCACGGACUGGGGACCCGGCAGCUCCGCUCCCGGCAGCACACCACAGUAUUACCCCACCCGCCGGCAGCUCGCCAUGGCCGCACACUGCCUUACGGAGCACCGCUUCCCUGUCCCCGGCCACCGGCCCCACGGGUGCCACCUCCACACCACUGGGCAGGGGGCUCGCUGCACAUCCCACCCUCUGAUCGCUAUUUAAAGUACCCAGGGAGUCCACCCUUCCUGCCCCCCUCGUCCGCUACAGCUGCCAGGACUGGGGUGGUGGGGAGAGGUACCGGAUUUCUCUGCCUCCUCUUGCCUUCCUCUUGCUUGAGGGCAUGCGCCCUGUCCCGGAAGGACCUGGAAGGACCUGCACUUUGGAAACCUCGCUGUUUCUUUCCAGGAGCUGUCAGGGCCAUGGGGACUGCUGCCCUCUGCCACCUGGAGUCCCCAGGACUUAAAUAAAAUGAAAUAUAAGAUAUUAAUAUAUUCUGCUGGCGUUUCUUCUUUCCAGCUCCACGUGCUCCUGUCCCUCCCUGGCUUGUGGCUUUAGGGAGUGUAGUGAGAUGUGGCCUCAGCCCAGAGCCUUUCCUGGCCUGUUGGAAAGUGCUGUGGAGGGCAGGGGCAGGAGGAGCGAUAGAGGGAUGGACAGACGGAUGGACAGAAGCUGCCACCUUUUUUGUUUGUUUUGUUUUAUUUUAUUUUUUAUUUACAGAUUUUUGCAGAAAAACAAAAGCAAAAAAUUCUUUUCUAUAUUGUCUCUAUAAAUCUAUAUAUAAUGUAAUUACAGAGAAUGACUAAUUUUGAUUUUAAAGCAGAAAUAAAAACCUUUAAAGAGCA
Molecule: messenger RNA, 7700 nt
Organism: Vidua chalybeata
Lineage: Eukaryota; Metazoa; Chordata; Aves; Passeriformes; Viduidae
Gene: RIPOR1
Product: RHO family interacting cell polarization regulator 1
Exons: 23
Coding region: 3694-6822 (1042 amino acids)
Source: RefSeq, a predicted model, not a curated record